Molecule: messenger RNA, 2298 nt
Organism: Closterium sp. NIES-65
Lineage: Eukaryota; Viridiplantae; Streptophyta; Zygnematophyceae; Desmidiales; Closteriaceae
Source: the annotation of a GenBank genome assembly
AUGGCUCUUCGCGUUUUCGCAGCCCUCGCGACGCUCGUCGCAGCGCUCGCCGCCCUUGCUCCCGCUAGCGCCACCACGUACCGCUCCACGUUCAGCGACGGGAUUAACUCCGGCGGCGGCGCGUGCAACUACGAGGGCAACUUCCGCGAGUCGGAAUAUUUCUACAAGGGGCUGACCGCGUACCUGCCCCAAAAUAAGUACGACGGCGGCAAGGGCUGCGGCACGUGCUACGAGAUCGAGUGCAAGAGCCACAAGAGCUGCCGAAGCGGCAGCGUGAUCGUGCGCGCGACCGGCCGGCACGGAGACGACCAAUUCCUCCUCGCCUCCACCGCGUGGGACAAAAUCGUCCGCAGCCGCGACGCGGGGAACGUGGAGAUUAAGUUCCGCAGCGUCGACUGCCCGAAGAACGCCGACAUCGGAGUGAAGAUCAUGUCUGGGACGAACCAAUACUGGUUCGCGGUCCAGAUUCUGGGCGCCGCGAAAGCCGGCGGCGUGGAGGGAGUGGAGCUAUCGAAGGACGGCAAGAAGUGGAGCAAGAUGAAGCGGCUCGCGGAGAGCGCCACGUGGGCCUUGGAUCCCGCGAAGGAGAUCGUGGAAGCGGGGAAGAAGGUGAGUGUGCGCGUCACGGCGGUGGGCGGCGCGCGCGUGGAGCUGAAGGACGUCAUUCCCGAGAAGUGGACCCACGCGGAGGCUGGGCAGAACGGGGGCAAGGCGGGGAGAGGGACAGCGAGAGUGAAAGCGACGAGGGCACUGGUGGAUCCUCCGCAGAGCCCGAGCAGGACAUGUGCUGGAGCGGCUGUGAAAGCGCCUCUCAUGCCCAUCUUCCCUUGCUGUACAGCGCCAACUGCUCUGCUGGCUGAUUUCGUUCCAUUGGCUACUGGUGCUGACCUGGCUAAAGGUGCUGACCUGGCUACAGUCCCAUUCAAAGGUUUGACUAGUGCUGCAACAGAUGGCGCACCUAUAGCACCCCCUGCUACACCGCUCCCUGCUACACCGCUCCCUGCUACACCGCUCCCUGCUACACCGCUCCCUGCUACACCGCUCCCUGCUACACCGCUCCCUGCUACACCGCUCCCUGCUACACCGCUCCCUGCUACACCGCUCCCUGCUACACCGCUCCCUGCUACACCGCUCCCUGCUACACCGCUCCCUGCUACACCGCUCCCUGCUACACCGCUCCCUGCUAUAGCACCCCCUGCUACACCGCUCCCUGCUACACCGCUCCCUGCUACACCGCUCCCUGCUACACCGCUCCCUGCUACACCGCUCCCUGCUACACCGCUCCCUGCUACACCGCUCCCUGCUACACCGCUCCCUGCUACACCGCUCCCUGCUACACCGCUCCCUGCUACACCGCUCCCUGCUACACCGCUCCCUGCUACACCGCUCCCUGCUACACCGCUCCCUGCUACACCGCUCCCUGCUACAACGCUCCCUGCUACACCGCUCCCUGCUACACCGCUCCCUGCUACAACGCUCCCUGCUACAACGCUCCCUGCUACAACGCUCCCUGCUACAGCAUUCCCCAACGCAGCACCCUUAUGCAACGCGGGGCAUGGGGUAGCAGGAGAAGCGUUGGCCCCGGGGUGUGGGUUUGAGGGGUGGAGUGGAGCGAGGGGCAGUGGAUGGGGAGAGAGAAGGCGUGGAGUGAGGGAAAGAGAAAGGGGUGGUUGGGAGGAAGGCGGUGGGAGGGGCGGGUUUGGAUGGGCAGUUGCAGGAGGAGGCGGGGCAGAGGUAGGGGGAGGAGCAGCAGAGGGAGGGGGAGCAGGAGGUGCAACAGAAGGAGGGGGAGCAGGAAGAGCAGCAGGAGGAGGAGCAGGACGGACAGAGGCGGGGGGGCCAGCAGGGGCAGGAGCAGCAGACGGAGGAGCAACAGGAGCAGCAGCAGGAGGAGCAGCAGGAGCAGCAGAAGAAGCAGCAGAAGGAGCAGCAGCAGCAGCAACAGCAGCUGAAGGGACAGCAGCGGCAGGAGCAGCAGAAGGAGCAGCAGCAGGAGAAGCAGCAGGAGCAGCAGCAGGAGCAGCAGCAGGAGGAGGAGGAGCAGCAGCAGCAGCAACAGCAGCAGAAGGGGCAGCAGCAGCAGGAGCAGCAGAAGGAGCAGCAGUAGGAGCAGCAGCAGGAGAAGCAGCAGGAGCAGCAGCAGGAGCAGCAGCAGGAGGAGGAGGAGGAGCAGCAGCAGCAGCAGGAGCAGGGAUGGUGACAGCAGGUGCCGUGGAGGGGCCUGUGCUGUGCUGCAACGCAUCUGCCCACUCACCCGCGUCUAAUAGCCCUGCCCUUCCUUCCCCACCUGUGCGGUGA